This is a messenger RNA of Panicum hallii, 1392 nucleotides long. RefSeq lists its product as uncharacterized. The transcript has 8 exons. Bases 205 to 1068 code for a protein of 287 amino acids. The record is from RefSeq and is a predicted model, not a curated record. NCBI's taxonomy places the organism in Eukaryota, Viridiplantae, Streptophyta, Magnoliopsida, Poales, Poaceae.
GUUCUGCAGGAAGCAGAUGACCAAAUUUGGUGCCUGGCUUGCUGCCUGGUGGGCCCUUCACCCCCUCCCCCUCAUCUCUCUUUCCCCCGUUCCCCUCUCUUCUCCCUUGGUCGUCCUUCCCUGCCGGCGACGACUGUGCGAGCAGCUGCGCCCUUGGGCACGUCUUCGCCGGGCACUUUGCCGGCGACGAGCACCCCACCAGGUAUGCACGCCCCUUGUCUUCCCUUACUCCGCUGCCCCCAGCUUCUCCUACCACGGCCGCAGCCCGCCGUUUGCCGCCAGUUGGCCAUCGCCUCUUCGCCGGGCCUCAGGAGCACCGUCGCCUUCUCCGUCUCCGGGGCUAGCGCUCGAGACCCUCCGCGGCGGGCUGCGGUGAGCGGCCGCGCCGUGCGUGAAGAAGAAGGACAGCAGUGGGGGCACGCGGGUGAUGAUGGCGGGGAGGACCUGGGGGAGGCGCUCGACAGGACGCGGCAGCUCGUGGAGUGCGCCAUGUUCGCGGCCGUUGCUGGACUCGCCUACUUCCUCAGCAAUUCCCUCGGCAUUGAGAACUAUUUCAGUUGCUUUUUCCCACUGCCGAUAGUCAUCUCCUCCUUAAGAUGGGGGCUAGAAGCCGGCAGGAAAACUGUGGUGGCCACUGUUUUACUUCUAUUCACAUUAUCUGGCCCUGUAAAAGCAUCUACUUAUCUGCUUAUGCAUGGAGUAGUUGGUCUCAUCAUGGGUACUGUUUGGAGAUUGGAGACCAAUUGGAUUGUUUCCAUCAUCCUCUGCUCCAUUGUCCGUGCCCUGGGAGCUUGUGGUUAUGUGCUAGUGUCAUCAUUUCUAAUAAGAGAAAAUAUUCUCGCAUUGAUAACGGUUAACAUCCAUGCUUCCUUGACAUAUAUCCUGGCAGCAGCUGGUGUGAACACAAUUCCUUCCAUGGAUGCAAUAUAUGUGCUGUUUGGGACACUGCUUCUACUUAAUUGUGGAUUCUUCGUCUUCCUCCUGCAUGUAUUGUAUACAGUGUUCCUGACGAGGCUUGGAAUAAAGCCGGCACUGAGACCGCCAAGAUGGCUGGACAGAGCAAUGUGAAUUUAGGAGUAGAAGGCUAUCGUUGUGGCAGUUUUACUAAUCUGUGGAGGUGUGGAUGGAAGCUAGCUUGCACUCCGACAGAACCUGUAAAAUGCGUUCUCUUGUCUAACCUUCUGGGUACAUGAUUCUUGUUGCCCCAACAUAGACUAGAUCUGUAACCAACCAUAGAAUACAUGUAUGGCAUUUCGUAUGUUUUGGGUCAGGUCAGAGUUGCAAACAAGAUUUUCUCUGAUGACGAGUUGAUGAUACAUCAUUGAUUGUAUUGACAAUUGACUGAUUGAUCUACCUAAUUCAGUUAUCAAGAGCUGUGGCGCAAAUUCAAUA